Messenger RNA from Danaus plexippus (monarch butterfly), 596 nucleotides. RefSeq lists its product as uncharacterized. Gene Ontology annotation, molecular function: odorant binding. Lineage: Eukaryota; Metazoa; Arthropoda; Insecta; Lepidoptera; Nymphalidae. The record is from RefSeq and is a predicted model, not a curated record. Bases 110 to 547 code for a protein of 145 amino acids. The transcript is spliced from 5 exons.
UCGACACACAGACCGUUCACAAGAUUUAAUAAUAUAUAUGAUGUUUUCUUUAUUUACUUGAAUCAUCUUAACCAAUGUUUAUUUGUGAAAGUCGUGCUUACACUGAACAAUGUUAAAUUUAUUGCGAAUAGCAUUAUUUAUUGUGGCGAUAAAUGCGGAUCUGUUAAAUCAUGAGCGAACCAAGGGAGCCACUCUUAAGCCGAUAUCAGUAUGCUGCGAUAUUCCAGAACUAGGUGAUCCGAAACCUCUGGCUGAAUGCUCAAAUAUGAAGCUGCAAGGCCCUUGCAGCGACGUUCAGUGUGUUUUUGAAAAAUCUGGCUUCCUCCUAGACAAGCAGACUCUCAACAAAGAAGGGUACAGGAACCAUUUAAUGAAAUGGCUCGAAGGUCACAAGGAAUGGAAAGAUGGUAUCGAAAAGGCCAUAAGUGACUGCGUCGAUGUGGACCUCAGGCAGUACUUGGACUACCCUUGCAAGGCCUACGACGUAUUUACCUGCACAGGAAUAGCUAUGUUAAAAAAAUGUCCGAAGGAUUCCUGGAAAUGCUGAAAUAAAAUCGACAAAAGUAAAAUAAAAUUUAUGAAAUGCAGAAUUUUAA